Molecule: messenger RNA, 3234 nt
Organism: Scheffersomyces amazonensis
Lineage: Eukaryota; Fungi; Ascomycota; Pichiomycetes; Serinales; Debaryomycetaceae
Gene: MSH6
Product: mismatch repair ATPase
Exons: 1
Coding region: 275-3064 (929 amino acids)
Biological process (GO): mismatch repair
Cellular component (GO): nucleus; MutSalpha complex
Molecular function (GO): mismatched DNA binding; ATP binding; ATP-dependent DNA damage sensor activity
Source: RefSeq, a predicted model, not a curated record
GGAUAAUGAAGAUGAUGAAAAGGAUUUCGAUAUACCUAAGAAACUGAAUAAAGCUAAGACUAAAUCUAAAUCUAAAUCCAAAUCUCCUUCUGUGAAAAGGGAAUCUACUAUCACAUCAUCACCCGUGUCCAAUUUACUAGGAAGUAAAUUCAAAUCGGAUUCUUCUUAUAAGAGCAGUCCAUCUGUCAAGAAGACUAUUUCCAAGCCUAUUUCGCCAGCUCCAAAGAAAAACUUUGCCAAAGAGAAUGAAGAAAGAUAUCAAUGGUUGGUUAAUAUGAGAGACGCAGAAAAGAGACCAGUUGACCAUCCCGAUUAUGAUUCAAGAACUCUUUAUAUUCCUCAAUCGGCUUGGUCAAAAUUCACAGCUUUUGAAAAACAAUAUUGGGAAAUCAAAUCACAAAUGUGGAGUACGGUGGUGUUUUUCAAAAAGGGGAAAUUUUAUGAAUUAUACGAAAAUGAUGCAGUAAUUGCCAAUAGUGAAUUUGAUUUGAAAAUUGCUGGAGGUGGAAGAGCUAAUAUGAAAUUAGCGGGUAUUCCUGAAAUGUCAUUUGAAUAUUGGGCUAAAGAAUUUAUAAGUCAUGGUUAUAAAGUUGCCAAAGUCGAUCAAGUUGAAACUUUAUUAGCUAAAGAAAUGAGAGGUGGUACUACUAAAGAAGAAAAGAUUAUUAAACGUGAAUUAAGUAGCGUAUUAACUGGAGGUACUUUAACUGAUUUAGAUAUGAUAGGUGAUGAUAUGGCUAUUUAUUGUAUUAGUUUAAAACAAGAAGUACUUGAUGAUGGAUCAAAUAUAUUUGGAGUAGCCAUAGUUGAUACUUCAACUUCAGAAUUAAAUUUAUUAGAAUUUAAUGAUGAUUCGGAAUGUACUAAAUUAGAUACUUUAAUAACUCAAUUAAGACCUAAAGAAAUUAUAUGUGAAAAAUUAAAUUUAAGUGCAAUUGCCAUUAAAAUGUUAAAAUUUAAUGGACAAAAGCAACAAAUUUGGAAUAAUUUAAAUCCAAUAACUGAAUUUUGGGAUUAUGAUACUACCGUUGAAAAAUUAGUUGAAUCUAAAUAUUUUAAAGGAGAAGAUUUAGAUGAUUUUUCUCAAUAUCCUAGUGUAUUAAUUGAUUAUAAAGAGAAUCAUAAAGUAUCAUUUAAUGCAUUUGGAGGAUUAUUAUUCUAUUUGAAAUCAUUAAAAUUAGAUGAUAAUAUAAUAUCUUUAGGUAAUGUUAAAGAAUAUGAAAUAUCGAAACAGAAGAAUACUACUAUGUUAUUAGAUGGUAUUACUUUAAAUAAUUUAGAAAUUUUGAAUAAUUCAUUUGAUGGAGGAGAUAAGGGAACAUUAUUUAAAUUAAUUAAUAAAUCUAUAACUUCAUUUGGUAAACGUCAAUUGAAAAAUUGGAUUCUCCAUCCUUUAGUUAGACUAGAAGAUAUUAAUGAUAGAUUUGAUUCUAUUGAUUAUUUAAUGAAUACUUAUGAACUUCGAUCUAUUUUGGAGAAUGGAUUACUUGGAUUACCUGAUUUAGAAAGAUUAUUAUCUCGAAUUCAUAGUAAAGGUUUGAAGUUUAGAGAUUUCUUAAGAGUAAUUGAAGCAUUUGAAACUAUAAAUAAAUUAAUUAAAAAGAUUUCUAAUUUUGAAACUGAAGGUUCAUUAAAGAGAUAUUUAAAGCAAUUUCCUUCCAAUUUGAAUGAAAUAAUUCAAGAAUGGGAAGAUGCAUUUAAUAGAGAAGAAGCUAAAAAUGAUAUUAUUGUUCCAAAUUCAGGAUUUGAUGAAGAAUUUGAUGAUUCUCAAGUUAAAUUAAACGACUUAGAAAGUCAAUUAAAUCAACAUUUAAGACAAUAUAAGAAACUUUAUAAGUCUCAAGAAAUAUGUUAUCGUGAUAGUGGUAAAGAAAUUUAUUUAAUUGAAGUUCCUAAUAAAAUUAUUAAACAAAUUCCUAAUGAUUGGCAGACAAUGGGAUCUACUGCUAAAGUUAAAAGAUAUUGGUCACCUGAAGUAAAACAAUUAGCUCGUGAAUUAAUGGAGCAAAGAGAAUUGCAUAAGCAAGUAUGUGAAAGUUUAAAGGAAAGAAUGUAUAAUAAAUUCAUUACUAAUUAUGAUGAUUGGAUUAAGAUUAUUCGAACCAUUGGAGUUAUUGAUUGUUUAUUAGCCUUAACCAAAGCAUCUGAAACAAUUGGAUUCCCAUCUUGUAGACCACAAUUACUUGAUUCUACCAAUGGUCAAGGUGAAAUUGAAUUUAAAGAAUUAAGAAAUCCAUGUUUCUUGGGUACUAAAGAAUUCAUUCCUAAUGAUAUUAAAUUAGGUGGUAAAGAUGCUUCUAAAUUUGGUUUAUUGACAGGAGCCAAUGCAGCAGGUAAAUCCACAAUUAUGAGAACAACUUCAUUGGCUGUUAUAUUAAGUCAAAUUGGUUGUUAUGUUCCUUGUGAAUCAGCAAAAUUAACUCCUAUCGAUAAGAUUAUGACUAGAUUAGGAGCUCAGGAUAAUAUUCUUCAAGGAAAAUCAACAUUCUUUGUUGAAUUAAGUGAAACCAAGAAGAUCUUAAGUAAUGCAACACCAUUUUCAUUGGUUAUUUUAGAUGAAUUAGGUAGAGGAGGUUCAUCAAGUGAUGGUUAUGCUAUUGCCGAGAGUGUAUUAUAUCACUUAGCAACUCAUGUUCAAAGUUUAGGAUUUUUUGCUACUCAUUAUAGAUCAUUAGGAUUAGCAUUCAAGAAUCAUCCUCAAAUAAAACCUUUAAGAAUGGGAAUUAUAGUUGAUAAUACAUCAAGAAAUAUCACAUUUUUAUAUAAAUUAGAAGAAGGUACUGCACCAGGAUCAUUUGGUAUGAAUGUUGCUUCGAUGUGUGGUAUUGCAGAAAGUAUAGUAGACAAUGCUGAAAUAGCUGCCAAGGAAUAUGAACAAACUUCAAAAAUUAAAGAUCGUAAAUUAAUGACAGAUGAACUUUUGGGAUUAGGACUUCAAAGUGAUUUUAGUUGGUUUGUCAAUAAAGAUAAAUAUUCUCAAUUAAGUCAAGAUAUUUUUACUUAUGAUGAGGAUGUAAAACAACAUGCAUUACAUAACGUAUUCAAAUUAAUUGAUACGUUAUGAUCCAGUACUGUAUAUGUUGUAUUGAAUGAAUAUAUAGAAAAUAAAAAAAAACGAUUGCAAAAAAGCAAAAAUGCAUCAUCGGAGUAUUUUUGUGUACUCCGCACUACCUCCUCUUUUCCCCGACUUAACAAAAAUGCCGAAAAGAGCGAGAAUGGCACCAUUUCCCAACU